CGCCCUCGAGGGUGGCAGCGGUGCCCUGUCCUGCCCGUGCCGUGCCAGGGCCAUCCCCAGCCGGCCCCGGGAGCGCUGCCACUGCCGGGAGCGCCGGAGCCUGCUCGUAAUUAGCGCAUGUGAAAGAUCGCUUCACUUUCCAAAAGAGGGAAGGAGGAUGCAGGAAAUCACCGGCCAGCUCGGCUGAAGCACCGAGAGGCAGGACGGCGAUCGGCGGGGAAGCAGCGAGGAGCUGUUCCAGGGGAAGGAGCGCUGUCCCUGGGACUCAGCAGGGAUGGCCCAGGCUCUGCCCGGCUUUCCUGGCUCUAGCCCCCAGCCCCGAGCUGAUCCCACAGGGACGAGCAUCCAGCGCUGGCAGGAGCCUCGGGCAGAGCAUCCCUGCUCUCGCUGGCCAAGGAACCAACUUUGCUCCACGUUUCCAAGGGGAAAACAAAACCUUUGGUGGUAGCAGGCAGCUCUGCCUCAAAUUAAUUUCGGUGCCGUCGGGAAAAUAUCCUGUGUCAUCCUGCAAAUCAGGCAGAAAAUGAUGCUCCCCACGCCUUCCCUCCUGCCUGCACCCUGUGUACUGUGCAGACACGCACGUGUGAGGAUGGAGAAUCAAUGCAGCCAGAGCCUGCGCAGCAGAAUUUUAUUCCCCAUGUUUCAUCUCGUAUCAAAAAUCACGACAAAAAUACAACGCUGCCUUUUGUCAGAAGGAAAAUACCCGGAGUUCAGCAAACUGCCAAGUUUUCCAUGCUCAGAUUUCUGCUGGCAUCUGCUCUCCGCAGCAUCCCAGCCAGUCCAACCCCCGUGGGAUGCAGCCAGCCCCAGAGCCCCGGAUCCACGCUGGCAAACCUUCCCAGGUCGGCAUCCGCGUGGUCUGAGCUCCUCAGGAUCUGUCACGUCAUCGGCUGCGCAGAGGGCGACCAAGUCAUGCGAGAAACGGGCAUUUCUUCAAAAAAUACAGGACCCGAAGCGUGAAUCGUGGCUGAGUCACUGAAACACGAAACUCACUAAAGGGAUGAAUUAGAGCUAUUAGAAUAUAGAGGUAAUUACUCAUGUGAACAAUGCCCUGCUCCACUCUUUAAUGAUUACACAAAUUAGUGCAUAAAAUUAUGUUAAUGGCUCUGCAAGAGGCACAUCCACCCAGCCCGCCCGGCGGGAGGGGCCGCAGAGGUGAGGGUCCCCCUCAGCACCGAGGGCGAGGCGAGGGAGCGCCGGGAGAGGCUGCAGCCCAUCCUGCGGCUCUGCUGGGCUCCGUGCCCGUCCUGUCCCGCAGUUCUGCCAGGCUCUGUGCCCGUCCCACGGCUCUGCCAGGUUCUGUGACCAUCCCACGGCUCUGCCGGGCUCUGUGCCUGUCCUGCGGCUGUGCCUGGCUCCAGGACCAUCCUGCAGCUUUGCCCUGCUCUGUGCCCAUCCUGCAGCUCUGCCCUGCUCUGUGCCCAUCCCAUCCUGCAGCUCUGCCCUGCUCCAUGCCCAUCCCAUCCUGCAGCUCUGCCAGGAUCUGUGCCCAUCCCAUCCUGCAGCUCUGCCCUGCUCCAUGCCCAUCCCAUCCUGCAGCUCUGCCCUGCUCCAUGCCCAUCCCAUCCUGCAGCUCUGCCAGGCUCCAUGCCCAUCCCAUCCUGCAGCUCUGCCCUGCUCCAUGCCCAUCCCAUCCUGCAGCUCUGCCCUGCUCCGUGCCCAUCCUGCAGCUCUGCCCUGCUCCAUGCCCAUCCCAUCCUGCAGCUCUGCCAGGCUCCAUGCCCAUCCCAUCCUGCAGCUCUGCCAGGCUCCGUGCCCAUCCCAUCCUGCAGCUCUGCCCGGCUCCAUGCCCAUCCCAUCCUGCAGCUCUGCCAGGCUCUGUGCCCAUCCCAUCCCGCAGCUCUGCCCUGCUCUGUGCCCAUCCCAUCCUGCAGCUCCUCCAGGGUAGCACAAAGCACUGCAGGGGCCACGCAGUGCAGGUGGGUACAUCACUGGCUCACCUUCAGGUGUGCGGGAGAUGGAUUUUCGGGAACGUUUACUACACAGGGAACCGCCUGGAAUCUUCAUUUUUCCUAAUAAUUCAGCUUUCCAUUUGACACCGCUCCAAGUGCAAUUCCAGAUAAACUGCUCUUCCCGUGCAGGUGCAGCGAGGAUCGUUCUGCACUCUGCGUGGGGGACUCUCACCAAAGCUGGGGCUGUUCUAAGCCAAUCUAGAAAUCACUCUAAUUUUGCUGCACAGCUAAAAACUCUGCUGUUAUCAGGAGCAAGAAACCUCACGGCACAACCAACACACACAGAUCAAUGAAAGAAUCUCCUGUUCUAAAGCAGAAGUUUCUGUUAGAAAAAAAAUAAAAAAAACCAAACAACAGAAAAAAAACCCCAACUGUGGUUUCUGGGAGAAACCACAAGUUUUCUAACCGUUUCUAUUUCGGAGCUAGUGCUGGCUUUAUUAAGUACGGGGCUAUCAGGACGAUGUGCAAUUGAGGAGGAGAGAUUCCCUCGGUCUCCAGGCGCUUCCCGGAGCGCUCGCACAAAGGAGGCAGUAUCGGGCCGGGCUGCCGGGCAGCUGCGCGGCCAGGGCGGCACGGAGGGGCCGCCCAGCCCCGGGGAGCACAAUCGCCCUCAGUUGUACCAACAAAGCGGCACUAUCGGGAGCAGGAGCAUGGGAACAGACUCCCUGCAGGAGUGGCGCAGCUCUUCCAGCGCUGCCGGGCAGAAGCUCCGGGCAGGGAACGCUCCCUGCUCGCUGUGCAGCAGGAACUCAUCUGCGCUGGGGGGAAAAGCGAUCCAGGAGAGGGGGCUACGCUUGGAUGUCCCUGCAAUUCCAUUUCCCCUUUUCCACCUUUUUCAGAGAGAAUGGCCUCUCAAAACAUUUCGUUUCAGGAAGAACACACUGAUGAAAGAAGACACCUUGCCUCGGCUGGCAUCUGUUGAAAUCCUAGCAAACACCUUCCUGGAAGAGGUGCUGGUGGAACAGCCUGUUCCCACUAACGCACGAGGAUAUUGAAACCGGGGCCAGCUUUGCCCACCAGCACCAGCCAGGCCCCUGGAUGGCUCCCAGGAGGCAGAUUCCCCACCGGGGAAGUCAAACAGGCACUUACCAGAUUCACUUUCACCCUUGGAGAAGUUGAAGAGCAAAAGAGAUGGCACCAGGCUCCCUGGGUUGUGCCAGGCACGAGUGUUGCUCCCAAAACUCAGCGACUCCUCAUCAUCCCUGUCACAAUGUUAAUGAACUCAUAACGUGGUAUAAUUAAAAACUGAGAGUGUGUCAGGAGGCACAGCCUCCUCCAGUUAACUUCUCCUAA
Messenger RNA from Haemorhous mexicanus (house finch), 3245 nucleotides. Its product is annotated as transcriptional regulatory protein AlgP-like. Lineage: Eukaryota; Metazoa; Chordata; Aves; Passeriformes; Fringillidae. The transcript is spliced from 2 exons. The record is from RefSeq and is a predicted model, not a curated record. Bases 1095 to 2036 code for a protein of 313 amino acids.